Molecule: messenger RNA, 2587 nt
Organism: Pistacia vera
Lineage: Eukaryota; Viridiplantae; Streptophyta; Magnoliopsida; Sapindales; Anacardiaceae
Product: protein ACTIVITY OF BC1 COMPLEX KINASE 7, chloroplastic
Exons: 18
Coding region: 190-2295 (701 amino acids)
Biological process (GO): regulation of response to reactive oxygen species
Source: RefSeq, a predicted model, not a curated record
ACGCUCUUUUUGUUGUCCCAGUAGUUUUAUUUUCACCUUUCAAGAUUUGAUUUUGACCUUCUUCUUCCCCUGUCUUAGACUUAGAGUCCAAUAAAUAAACAUUACAUCCCACUCUAAUUUAUUUCAGCUUCUAGAUUCAUUUCAACAAUUGAUACUGACUUCUGUUCUUCUCUUGUGCCUGUUGCUUGAAUGGCGGCAAUACUGGCUUUACAAGGUGGUUGUUGCCGCAAUAAUGAUUUGAUUAAUCAGAGAUCAAUGGAUAACCUCAGUUUCUCAAACUCCGUAUCAAAGUUUGAGAGGCAAACAUGUAAUCCAACUACGACCAGUAAAUAUUUCCAGUUUCAAGUGGAGAUGCAACAAACUGAAUUGCCCUCUAGAUUAGGAACCAAUGGACGACCUGUUAAAAUGGUACCUACUAGUGAGGUAAUGAAAAAGAAAACUCCAUCCGAUGGCAAAGCAGAGAGAGUGAAUGGUACAAAGCAAGUAAUUAAUGGAGCAAGUCUAGUUAAGAGAAAGUCUACUUCAGCCCUGGUUAGGACUCCAAAAAGGAGGGACUCGGAUGAACUUCCACCAGUAGAGGGGCUGAAGGUUCUGCCUUCAGAUGAAAGUUUCAGUUGGGCUAAUGAGAAUUACAACUCUUGGCAAAGGACAGUUGAUGUUUGGUCGUUUGUUACUGCAUUUCGUCUCCGCAUUCUGUUUGACAACGCCAAAUGGGCAUAUUUUGGAGGCUACACAGAAGAUAAGCAGAAAAACAGAAGACAAAGAACUGCCUCUUGGCUACGGGAACGUGUACUGCAACUUGGUCCAACUUUUAUUAAACUUGGGCAGUUAUCUUCUACAAGGUCUGAUCUUUUCCCACGCGAGUUUGUUGAUGAGCUUGCCAAGUUACAGGAUAGGGUCCCUGCCUUCUCACCUGAGAAAGCAAGACACUUCAUUGAGGAUGAACUGGGUGCUCCCAUCGAACAGUUGUAUAAAAAGUUUGAGGACCAACCGAUUGCUGCAGCUAGUCUUGGUCAGGUACAUCGAGCUAUCCUGCAUAAUGGAGAGAAAGUAGUUGUAAAAGUUCAAAGACCUGGUCUCAAGAAGCUUUUUGACAUUGAUUUACGAAAUCUAAAGCUAAUUGCAGAAUACUUCCAGAGAAGUGAAACAUUUGGUGGCCCAACACGAGACUGGCUUGGCAUAUAUGAAGAAUGUGCCACGAUUUUGUAUCAAGAAAUUGAUUACAUAAAUGAAGGCAAAAAUGCUGAUAGAUUCCGCCGAGAUUUUCGGAAUGUCAAGUGGGUCCGAGUACCACUGGUGUUUUGGGAUUAUACUGCCACAAAGGUGUUGACCUUGGAGUACGUACCAGGCAUUAAGAUAAAUGAAUUGGAUGCACUAGAUUUACGGGGUUUUACUCGUUCUCAAAUUGCUUCACGGGCAAUUGAAGCAUACUUGAUUCAGAUACUCAAAACCGGUUUCUUUCACGCUGAUCCUCAUCCUGGAAAUCUUGCCGUCGAUGUGGAUGAAGCACUCAUCUAUUAUGAUUUUGGCAUGAUGGGAGAGAUUAAAUCUUUUACUCGCGAGAGACUGCUUGAACUUUUUUAUGCAGUUUACGAGAAAGAUGCAAAAAAGGUUAUUCGGAGCCUGAUAGAUCUUGAAGCACUUCAGCCCACAGGAGAUUUGUCAUCGGUGAGGAGAUCUGUGCAAUUUUUCUUGGACAAUUUAUUGAGCCAGUCACCAGAUCAGCAGCAGACUUUGGCUGCAAUUGGGGAGGAUUUAUUUGCAGUAGCUCAAGAUCAACCAUUUCGGUUCCCAUCCACCUUUACUUUUGUUAUAAGGGCAUUCUCAACACUUGAAGGUAUCGGCUACAUCCUUGACCCAGAUUUUUCCUUUGUGAAGGUUGCAGCACCUUAUGCACAGGAUCUAUUGGAUAUAAGACAACAGCGACGCAGUGGGACACAACUGGUGGAGGAAAUAAGGAAACAAGCUGAUGAUGCAAGAUCUUCUACCAUAUCCAUGCCCUCAAGAGUUCAAAGAAUUGAAGAGUUUGUGAAACAACUUGAAGUUGGAGAUUUAAAAUUACGAGUCCGGGUGCUCGAGUCUGAAAGAGCCGCUCGGAAAUCAUCAAUUCUGCAAAUGGCUACCAUUUAUACAGUAUUUGGAGGUACCCUGCUAAAUCUUGGGGUCACCUUAAGUGGUCAAGGCAGUCAACUUUUUGCAAAUGGAUCAUUCAUUGGUGCAGGAGUUUUCUUUACAUUGUUUCUGAGGUCGAUGCAAAGGGUGAAGAAACUGGAUAAAUUUGAGAAAAUGAUAUAAAUCUAUCCCUGGAACAUUCCACAUUUCUUUCACGUGUAUAACAAUUAUUAAAUUACUGCUCUUUCUUUCAUUUUAUUUUAUUUUAUUUUUUUUGGUCCUUUAACAAUAUAAGCUUCAUGCUAAAGAAAAAAAUUGCAUGAAGGCUCUGUUCUUCACAUUCUUAUUUUGCAACAAGUAAAAGAAAGCAAUGGCUCCCUGAUGGGAUAUUGAUAGCUGUACACAUUGUACAAUUGAAAAACAUUCUGUUUUAAUACAGAGAAACAUAGAAUGGUCUACUUGAUUAGCCCCACUA